Messenger RNA from Macroventuria anomochaeta, 1053 nucleotides. RefSeq lists its product as uncharacterized. The transcript has 2 exons. The record is from RefSeq and is a predicted model, not a curated record. The coding region runs from base 486 to 977 and encodes 163 amino acids. NCBI's taxonomy places the organism in Eukaryota, Fungi, Ascomycota, Dothideomycetes, Pleosporales, Didymellaceae. Gene Ontology annotation, cellular component: membrane.
AUCGCCACCCGGCUCGUCAUUCGUCGUUGUCGCGACUCGAUCAUUGCAGUACUGACAGACCUGACACGCUUCAUGCGCGACCAGGGGUUCAGCCCUACCUGAAACAUGGAACCGACCGGCCAUGGUCCAGCACUCGUCAGCCAAGUCCAAGCAGCUCAGAAACACCAAUCGUAGCCGACCACUCACGAGUCCACUGCAUAGAGUUCUGACCUGGGCUCCCAAGUUGCCGAAGAUUGCAUUGCUGGUGGGUGUGUCGAAAUGGGCAAAUUUAGAGCAGGAGGGAAUGUAUAGAGUAUACUGAGGCGCACUUCAGGGCCUUGUUUCCUUCUUCUCUAGAUUCCUCUUUCUACCUUCGGGAUCAUUCGAUCCUUCGACUCCAUAUCAUCGAUUGUUGGAGAUCCACAAUAUCGAUCCUGAGGCGAUCGAACUUGAAUCCCAAGUGAAUUACGAAAACCACUCUCGAUCGCAGCGACGAUUCACACAAAAUGGUCAACAUCAACUCAAUGCACCCCGUGCGUGCUACACAAGCCACUUUUGCCAUAAUCGUUCUAGGACUCAUGGCCUACGUUUCCUCAUGGUGGACAUCGCACUGGCAGCAGGCCUCUCCUGCCCAAGUCUCACUCCUGAUCUUUGCACCCGUCUGGUCGCUCAUCACACUCAUCCCAAUCCUCCUCAUACCGCUCAAGUUCAGCCACCUGCUCUCGUCCGCCGGCAUCCGCUGGGGCCUCGUUGCGCUUGAUGCGCUCACCAUGCUAUUCUGGUUCGCUGGGUUCGUGGCGCUGGCUGUGUUCUUGAAUGGAAGGAUUUGCUUUGGGCAGGUGUGUGAUGUUGCGAGGGCGGGGGCGGUGUUUGGAGGCUUGAGUUGGGCAGUUGCGACGGGUGCGCUUGGGUAUGAGACGUAUCUUGCUGUUACGACGGAGAAGAGGAGGGUGCCGGCGGUGCAGAAGCCGGAUGUUGCUAUGCAUCAGGGAGUGUAAGAAAGCAGCAAUUGAGAAAGGAGACGCUGAUGGACGUAAUGAUAACGGUAUGAAGGCAUGGAGAACAGAAUCAAAG